AUGGUUGAGUGGACAACUGAGGAGCGCGCUAUAAUCCAGGGGAUCUUCUCCAAACUCGAUUAUGACACCGUAGGCCCAGAGAGCUUAGCAAGGUGUCUGAUUGUUUACCCCUGGACCCAGCGGUACUUUGGUAAGUUUGGAAACUUGUACAACGCGGAUACGAUCUUGGCAAACCCGAUGUUGGGAAAGCACGGCACUGUUGUUCUCCGAGGCUUGCUUACGGCCGUGAACAAUAUGGAUGACAUUAAGAACGCUUACACUCAACUGAGCGAACUGCACUCGGAGACAUUGCACGUGGAUCCCGGUAACUUCAGGCUUCUGGCUGAUUGCUUGACCGUGAUCGUUGCUGGAAAGAUGAAGGCGGAGUUUACGCCCGAGGUCCAGGCGGCGUUGCAGAAGUUCUUGUCUGUCGUUGUUUCAGCCUUGAGCAGGCAGUAUCACUGA
Chanos chanos (milkfish) is the source of this 444-nucleotide messenger RNA. Its product is annotated as hemoglobin subunit beta-2-like. Gene Ontology annotation, biological process: oxygen transport; hydrogen peroxide catabolic process. Gene Ontology annotation, cellular component: hemoglobin complex; haptoglobin-hemoglobin complex; blood microparticle. NCBI's taxonomy places the organism in Eukaryota, Metazoa, Chordata, Actinopteri, Gonorynchiformes, Chanidae. The transcript has 3 exons. The record is from RefSeq and is a predicted model, not a curated record. The coding region runs from base 1 to 444 and encodes 147 amino acids. Gene Ontology annotation, molecular function: organic acid binding; haptoglobin binding; heme binding.